CAGAUUCGUUUCUGCUGAGCCAUGAUGGAAUUAUUCGAUUGAAGAAGAGUGAGUGAGAGGGCCUUCUAAGAAGAGAGUUAACAUUCAGAAGAGCUGUAAACCAGGAGAAAUCAUGGUGAACUCUGAAAACCUCCAUAGUGCAACAUGAGAGAGUGGCAGCAGGGGAAUACUGAAUACGUGGAUCUAAAGUUCAGGAAGCAUACCUGUGCUGAAGAUGGACAUUUGAAAGAACCAAAAACUAUGGGGCAUAUGUGGUCAUCAACCAUAUGGAAGGACAUGAUUUUAGGGACCAUGGCAGGAAGUUGGAGUACAUAGACAUUUAUAGAAUGGGUCAAGAAAAUGAAUUUAUAAUGCAUAAAACAGUGUUAUAAAAAAGUACCUGAGAAGAAGUUUCCAUUAGGAAGAAGGCAAACCUGGAGAGGGUGGUUUCACAAGUGCCAAAGGAGUAGUGAUCAGUAGUUUAUGAUGCCAAAGGUCAAUCUUAAUGUAAUAACUGAAACUUUUUCAUUUUGCCAUUACUAUGUCACUGACAUAGGACAGAAUGGCUGCCAUACAGUAGCAGAGAAAGAAGUCGCAUAGCAAGUGAUUGAGGAGUGAGAAAGAUCUAAAUGAGAUAUUGUCAAUAUUAUUCUUCCAGAAAGCAGUUCAAGGUAGGAAAUGAUAAGAGAUAUUGAGCAAUAUUAAUGCUAGAGACUGAUACGUUAAUUCCUUUAAUAUUCAUAACUCUUCACUAAUGUUUUUCAACUGCAGAUGAAUAUACUGAGGCUCAGAAAGAGUAUGUAACUUGCCUAUUUACCCUACUAAUAAGUGGCAGAAUGAGAAUUCAGGCUCAGAAUGUUGGAUUUGAAUCCAUGCUACUAAUCAUCAUGCUAAUAAAGAGAUUAGAGAUUUAGGCACGUUAUACCAUUAUUUUGAAUAUGGGAAAUGUCAAAACACAAAAACACCAGGUAACCAAAAUACCACUUACAUCUACACUGCCUUGAUUUCCUUCCCUGGUAGUUGAGUGUACCCUCUUCUUCAGUCACAGGUAGCUCUUCUGGGGAUAUGGAGAGUGGAAAUCUAUCAGCAGUAACUGAGUUUGUCUUCACUGGGUUCCCCCAACUCCAGGAUGGUGGCCUUCUAUACUUUUUUCCUUUACUUUUCAUCUACACUUUUAUUGUAAUUGGGAACCUAAUGAUCUUCUUUGCUGUAAGGCUGGAUCCUCGUCUUCACAAUCCCAUGUACAAUUUCAUCAGUAUCUUCUCAUUUCUGGAGAUGUGGUACACCACAGCCACCAUUCCUAAGAUGCUUUCCAAUCUGAUCCGCAGUCCAAAGACCAUCUCUUUCAUUGGCUGCCUCUUGCAGAUGUACUUCUUCCAUUCACUUGGAAACACUGAAGGGACCUUGCUGACUGUCAUGGCCAUAGACAGGUAUGUUGCCAUCUGCAACCCACUCCACUACCCAACCAUCAUGACCCCCCGACUAUGUGCUCAGCUCUCUGCUGGCUCCUGUAUCUUUGGUUUCCUCAUCCUUCUACCUGAGAUUGUGUGGAUUUCUACCCUGCCUUUCUGUGGUCCCAACCAAAUCCAUCAGAUCUUUUGUGAUUUCACUCCGUUGUUAAAUUUAGCCUGCACAGAUGCCUCUGUGAUCUUGGUGCAAGAUGUGAUCCAUGCUCUUGCUAUUCUAAUAACAGGUCUGAUUAUUUCUCUCUCUUACAUCAGAAUUAUCAUUGUUAUCCUGGGCAUCCCUUCAGUUGAGGGUCGUAGAAAGGCCUUUUCCACCUGUGCUGCGCACAUCGCUGUCUUCCUGCUGUUUUUUGGCAGCGUGGCCCUCAUGUAUCUUAGAUUCUCUGCUACUUAUACAACAUUCUGGGACACUGUCAUUGCUCUAACAUUCUCUGUACUUGCUCCCUUUUUCAAUCCCAUUAUAUAUAGCCUGAGAAAUAAGGAUAUGAAAGAUGCUAUUAAGAAGCUCUUUUGCUCCCAAAAGGUGUUUAAUAAAUCUGGUAUGUAAUUUAGGUGGCAGUACUCUAUGUAAAUGGAACUUCACAAAAUAUCGAGUUCAAAGAGACCAGAAUGUCAAAGAAUUACAUAUUUAGUCCACAUUUCUUCCCAGUGAGCUGGUGAAUUGACUGGUAAAGAAAGUCCCCUGAGGACUUACAGUGAUGACCAUAAAAAUAAUUCUACUCCUUAUCCAGGGUCAGUGUAAUUACUUUUCUGUCUCUAUAGUUUUGUUUAUUUGAUUUUAAUUUACUCUGUUACUUCAAAAUGAUUAUUUGCAUAAAUGUUAAUAAUACUAAUGGGUAUUACCUUUAUCUAUUAAGUAAUACCUUCCUUUGAUAUUUAAUCAGCCUUUAUAAUACUCUUUGUGUCCUGAUAAAGCCCAUGUAGUUGAGUGAAAGUACACACUAACUCACUCUGCUACUAUGGUGAUUUCCCUAAGCCUUUUCAGUAAGUUUCUGGACAUUAAGAAGAUGCAAGAAUUCCUGGCAUCCAGGCCUUAAACCCUAUUCCCCACUGUGGUUUCUUUUC
Messenger RNA from Sus scrofa (pig), 2510 nucleotides. RefSeq names its product olfactory receptor 6K3-like. NCBI's taxonomy places the organism in Eukaryota, Metazoa, Chordata, Mammalia, Artiodactyla, Suidae. Gene Ontology annotation, cellular component: membrane. The record is from RefSeq and is a predicted model, not a curated record. Gene Ontology annotation, biological process: G protein-coupled receptor signaling pathway. Gene Ontology annotation, molecular function: G protein-coupled receptor activity; olfactory receptor activity.